Messenger RNA from Galleria mellonella (greater wax moth), 861 nucleotides. RefSeq names its product jerky protein homolog-like. The record is from RefSeq and is a predicted model, not a curated record. Gene Ontology annotation, molecular function: DNA binding. The transcript has 4 exons. Gene Ontology annotation, cellular component: nucleus. Lineage: Eukaryota; Metazoa; Arthropoda; Insecta; Lepidoptera; Pyralidae. Bases 1 to 861 code for a protein of 286 amino acids.
AUGUCGUCACAAACCCAGAAGCGAAAGCACAAAACGUUGACAAUUAAAGAAAAAUGUGAUAUUUUAGAUCGCUUAAAUCGCAAUGAAACUUUCAGUAGUUUAGCAAGAGAGAAACUUUCUAACGAUGCCACCUGCAAGCCCUUUAAAUUAAGAUUUUUGCAAAAGGUGAACGAUUUUAAUCUUGACCCGUCACAGGUGUAUAAUGCAGACGAAUCAGGGCUUUUUUGGCGUGUGAUGCCUAACAAAACUUUCGUUUCUUGUAACGAAAAAGACGUACCUGGACGAAAAGUGAGUAAAGAGCGUGUAACCAUACUACCAUGUGCUAAUGUGCAUACACACGCGCUUAAGAUGGUGGUCAUUGGGAAAUCUAAUAAACCAAGGGCAUUCAAAAACAUUGAUUUACCUUGGUUUGAUGAAUGCUUCGUACCUGAAGUUAGAAAAUGGUUAAAAGAUCAUAAUUUUCCUCAAAAAGCGUUGUUGCUUCUUGAUAACGCUCCCGGUCAUCCGUCUGAAGAAGAACUGACAACUGAGGAUAAAUGCAUCACUGCGAUGUUUCUUCCGCCAAAUUGCACUGCACUGAUUCAACCAAUGGACCAGAACAUCAUUCAAUAUAAUCACCACUUAGCAACGAUCCACAAAAGUGUAACUUCGGAAGUUAUAGAACAAGUCUCUACUGAAACACAGAUAAGUCCGGAAGAUUUGGAAGUCUGGUACCGUGGAAUGGAUAAAGAAGAAAAUGUUUUUCUUGAAAUGUCUGACAAAGAUAUUAUAAAAGAGGUUUCUAAUAAUACAACAAACGAUCAGGAAGAUAACGACGACGUGAUUGCAACAUCCACAAGUCACAGAUCAAGACGCAGUUAA